AUGUCUUCAAUUACCAUCUUACCACCUACAACAACAUCAUACUCAUCAGCAGCAUCAUCAAAUCUUCCCAACAUCAACAUUCCACCUCUUCGACCAUCAUACUUAUCAUCAAACAUUCCAUCACCAAAUAUUCCACCAACAUACCACCAUUUAGUCCAACAAAUUCCACGAAAACCAUCUCUUUACGGUGCUGGUCAACGAAAAUUUAAUCAUUUCAAGAGAUUUCAAACAGGAACAACAACAACAUUUAAUGGAUAUACAAAUAUUACCGGCUUUCCUCAAACCAUCAUCCCACCUCGACCAGCACCACGUCGUCAUCCACCACCAACAUCAUCAUCACCCUAUUACCACCAACAUAAUCAUCAUCCACACCACCAAUAUUAUAACCACCAUCAUUAUCCUCAUCAAAGUUUCAACAUUAACACCAACAACUUACCAUCAUUAUUAUCCAUCAACCCCUUCCAUUUACCACCACGCCACCAUACACGCACCUACCACCAAGCCCAACAAUUUCAUCCAAAUCAUCAACAACAUUUUCCACGAUCAUUAUCACGUUCCCGCUUCCAUUUAUUAUCACAAUUACCAUCACGAUCCCGCUCACGUUCCCAUUCAAAUUAUCGUCCAACACCACUACCCAUCAAACCCCGUCGAGUCCACCAACAACAACAUCAACAGAAAUUUAAUCGUCCUCAUUAUCAUCAACAACAUCAUCGAAAUUAUCACCAUUCACCAACACCAAAUUCAAAUAUUAUUUAUAAUGAUAAUAAACGUACAUUAAAUGGAAUUAUCUUAUCUGAUUCAAUGUGUUCCCGGCUUCGAAUGUAUGCCAUUAAAAAAUUACCUGAUUAUAAUGUAGAAUUAAGUUAUGAAUCCGGAUGUGAUAUUUAUGGUAUGAUUAACUGGCUCAAAACUCCGGAAGGUCAAAAUACGCGAUGUUGUGAGCUCAUAAGUUUUAUUCGACAGUCAUUCCCUGGCAACCGAGCCAUUGGUUGGUUAGCUUUGUCACCACGAUGGAAACCAACGAGAUUCGUCUCCGCGGCCAACAUCGGACAAAUGCAUAGUCAAUUUAAUGAGCGUCUUCGGAUCUUAUCCCAGCAAUGGGAUUUUGAUGUUGUUGACGCGCGCUUAGGACUUGUGGAUAUGCGUGUAGAGGAUGGGCUACAUCCAUCCAAUACCACUGGCAAAUGGAAAUAUGAAGGAGCACUUCGUGAAUGGUUCUCUUCACGUGCUGUCGCACGUUUUUCUUCUUCUUAUUUUCAGCGUCGUCGAUAUCAAACAACACCAACUACACCCACGACGACAACAACAUUAUAUCCCAACAACAAUUACAAUAAUAAUAAUCAAAUACAACGGCAAACCCAAUAUCGCCGAAAUUAUUAUCAACAACAACAGCAACAAAAUUAUAUAAGAACUAAAGAACAAUUUUCCCGAGAUAAUCCUCCACCCAAAGAGAUAGAAGAAGAAAAAGAAAAACUAUUUUUAGCAGCUAAUUUAUAUUAUCAGCAAAGACAUUAUGAAGAAGAGAAUAAGAAAUGGAAAAUUUAUGAAAAAGUAGCUAGUAAAAAAGAAAUAGAAACAGAAAAAGAUGGAGAUGAUAUUAUAAUGAUUGACACAGAAAAUAUACCACAAGCAAGACCAUUUAGAGAAAGAUAUUCGGCGAUAUUGAAUAUGACUGUCACCGAUACGGACAGUCAAAGUAACGAAAAUAGUAACAUCGAGUACAGAGAAGAAGCUAGUAAUAGUAAUAAUAGUGAGUCAGAUAAUGAAGAUGAAAAAAAGAAAAGAAAAUUAAGGGAUACAAGUCUUUCACCAACAUCGAAAGACAGAACAACAACAACAACAACAACUAAAGAGAAUAGCAUAAGAAAGAAGAAAAUAACAUCAAAAAAGAAAAAGAAAACAACAAUAGAAAAUGAUCCACGAGCACCGGCAGGUAGUCCAAUAUUAUUAGUCACAGAGAAUAGUAAUAAAGAUAAAGAUAAAGAAAAUAAAGCAAUAAGACAAGAUACUCCGAUAGAUACAAGUCUCAAAGGACCGAGACCAUUCGCACGGGUAUUUAAACCACCUGUACCCUCACAGAGAUAUCAACAACAACAGGAUAUUGUUAUUGAAUCUAAUACAAAUGAAUUGCCGAAAACACCACCAGGCCUAGUGGAACCACCUGUACUCAGUCCAAGACAGAGUACACCAAAAACACCUAUUCCACUUCCACAACGAUUUGUUCACAGUCCAAAGAUUGUAACAACAAAUGAUGACUAUGAGAUACAGGAUGCUCAAGUUGAAACAUCAAAUUCUAGUAUAAGAAUAGAAAAUAAAGAGGAUCACCAUAUGGAACAAGAUCAACAUAUGGAAAUAAAUAAAGAUAUAUACGUACCAUCAGUCGUAUCGAAAGAUAUAGAUUUUAAUCAUUUCAAUUUAUUUAAUUUUCCGAUCAUACCGAUAGAAAAAGAAAAUGAAACAACAAGAAAAGGAGUUAGAAGAACUUAUGAAACAGUUUAA
Rotaria sp. Silwood1 is the source of this 2499-nucleotide messenger RNA. Lineage: Eukaryota; Metazoa; Rotifera; Eurotatoria; Philodinida; Philodinidae. The record is from the annotation of a GenBank genome assembly.